Molecule: messenger RNA, 1290 nt
Organism: Pseudonaja textilis
Lineage: Eukaryota; Metazoa; Chordata; Lepidosauria; Squamata; Elapidae
Source: RefSeq, a predicted model, not a curated record
AUGGUUCGGGUGCGGGCUGUGGUAAUGACCCGAGACGACUCAAGCGGCGGUUGGGUGCCCAUGGGUGGUGGUGGCCUGAGCCAUGUAUCCAUCUGUAAAGUCCGGCACCCUGACGAAGGGCAGCGCCGUCAGUACCUGAUAAAUGGAGAGCGCCUCCGGGACCAGACGACCAUCUUGGAGUGUACCUUGAAAAGGGACCUGGUCUACAACAAGGUGAACCCCAUUUUCCACCACUGGAAAGUCGGAGAUAACAAGUUUGGCCUCACUUUUCAGAGCCCUGCAGAUGCAGUGACUUUUGAGAAGGGCGUGCAAGCCGCUCUGAAGGAGAUCACGGAAGGUGAGGGGACCCCCUCUUCAACCAAUCAACCAGAACUGUGUCCUAACCUCUGCAUUGUGGCUUCUCUCUCUCUCUAGGUGCGCACAGAUAGCGAGUCUUCCUCAAAUAGCCAGAAGGAGAUGCUCCCCAAACCCAUCACCAUUGUGACCAGCGAGUCCUCUUCCACCUGCUUCAUUCGCACCCCCAUUUCGGAAGAGUUCCCUUUCAGUUCAACACAAGGGGCAAGCUCAGCUGGACCGGUGCAAGCCGAGCCCUUGCAGCAGCUGACUCUCCCAGAUGAGGAGGAGCUGGAGAGCAUCACCCCUUGUCCCUGGGUCACCAAAGGCUACGAGGACUACCGGCGGGCCGUGGUUCAGAAGCACCAGCCAGACCCCGAGAAGAUUGACCUAUGCGUACACUUUGAGAAGGGCGGCCGGGGCAGCCGAUCUCCCCGGGAGAAGGAGUACAGCUUUCCCCCUGGGGCCGAAGGGCGGCUCAAGGACCCCAAGGCUUCGCCCUCCUGCCGGAUCCAUGGGGCCUCCUCCCCCACGAAACAUAAGCCAAUGAAGGAGCAACAGCAGUCUCCGCAGCCGCCCCCUGGAGCCAUCAUGGGCGUGGAAGAGGACACGGUGCCCUCGCGGUGCGUUUACUGCCGGGAUGUCUUUAACAAUGAAGAAAACGGGCGGGGACAGUGCCAGGAUGCGCCGGACCCCAUCGGCCACUGUGUCUACCAGUUCACUUGUAUGUGGUGCGCCGAGAGCAUGCUCUACCACUGCAUGUCAGACUCGGAAGGGGAGUACUCGGACCCUUGUUCCUGCGACACUGGCCACCCACACUUCUGCAUCCGCUGGCUGGCUCUGGCCACCCUCUCCUUGGUGGUCCCGUGCAUGUGCUGCUACCUACCCCUUCACGCCUGCUACUCCUGCGGUGAGCGCUGCGGUUGUUGCGGCGGCAAGCACAAAGCCGUCCGGUGA